Oncorhynchus tshawytscha (Chinook salmon) is the source of this 4070-nucleotide messenger RNA. RefSeq names its product myosin IHa (gene myo1ha). Gene Ontology annotation, cellular component: vesicle; microvillus; cytoplasm. The record is from RefSeq and is a predicted model, not a curated record. The coding region runs from base 564 to 3830 and encodes 1088 amino acids. The transcript is spliced from 32 exons. Gene Ontology annotation, biological process: vesicle transport along actin filament; actin filament organization. NCBI's taxonomy places the organism in Eukaryota, Metazoa, Chordata, Actinopteri, Salmoniformes, Salmonidae. Gene Ontology annotation, molecular function: ATP binding; actin filament binding; microfilament motor activity.
AGCAUAUAGUCGUUGACAGAAAAACUUGAAUUGUUGAAUCUCGUUGUGUUGUUGUCCUCCGGUGGCUAGCUAGCCAGCUAGCAACAUUGUCCCUUUUCUAAAAGGGCCAUGGAUGGAGAUAGGGAUUUGGACUUGUGGUUUUACUUAAUUCUCUGUUCUGAUCCAACCAUUUAUUCAAACUCUGUUGAACCCCUGGCCUGAGAGAAUGGAAGUUCAAUAUGUAGCUAGAUGUAAAAGUCUAUCGUUAACUAGCUAAUGUUGCCCAUGAAUGGAAGUUAGGCUAGUGAGCAAGCAUUUUAGCCAGGUAGCCUAGGACAACAAAAAAUAUGCGUGUACUGUUUGACAGAGUGACAGAGCGUUUUAUCAACAUGAAAGAGAGGAGGAUGGCAUUGGUGUUUCUCUACAAGUAGGUGACUGAAUAGAGCAUGGGAGGACAUGGAGAAGCAGCACACGUGUGAUAUAGCUCCGGUCCAGCAAGGGUGAAUGAAGAAUUUGGAGCCAACCUGAAUGUCCCCAUCCCAUUCCUGAGUUUGACUGAGGACUGACCAAUACAGAUUUGGAGAAUGCAGGGGCAUAAGGCACAGGGUGCCCAGGGUCAGCUGGACAUGGAGGGGGCUCUGACCGCCCGAGACCGCGUGGGGAUCCAGGACUUUGUCCUGUUGGACACCCAUACCAGCGAGACUGCUUUCCUAGGCAACCUGAAAAAACGCUUCAGUGAGGACCUAAUUUAUACCUAUAUAGGCACUCUGCUAGUGUCUGUGAACCCCUACAAGGAGUUGGAUAUCUACAGUAAAAAACAGAUGGAUAUAUACAUGGGCGUCAACUUUUUUGAGCUUCCACCACAUAUUUAUGCCCUGGCGGACAACGCCUACCACACCAUGAUGGCUGAGGCCAACAACCACUUCAUCCUCAUCUCUGGGGAGAGUGGUGCCGGCAAGACCGAGGCUUCCAAGAAGAUCCUACAGUACUAUGCUGUGAGCUGCCCCAGUACCACCCUACUGGACAGUGUCAGGGACCGGAUGCUGGUGUCCAACCCUGUGCUAGAGGCUUUCGGCAACGCCAAAACACUGAAGAAUGACAACUCUAGUCGCUUUGGAAAGUACAUGGAUAUCCAGUUUGACAUCCAGGGGGAUGCCGUGGGGGGCCAUAUCCUGAGCUACCUGCUGGAGAAGUCCCGAGUGGUCCACCAGAACCACGGAGAGAGGAACUUCCACAUCUUCUACCAGCUGGUGGAGGGAGGGGAGGAAGACCUGCUGCAUCAGCUAGGCCUCGAGAGCAACUGCCAGCACUACAGUUACUUGGUGCAAGACGAGUGUGCCAAUGUGACUUCGAUCAAUGACAAGAACGACUGGAAGACGGUGAGAAACGCCCUGUCCGUCAUCGACUUUGACGAGAGCGAUAUACAACACCUAUUUGGGAUCAUAGCAAGCGUCCUCCACUUAGGGAAUGUGCAGUUUGAAGCUGACAGCAAAGGCUACGCCACGUUGAACAAGAACACAGAACUCCGCUGGGUGUCAACAUUGCUGGGAAUUAACGUUCAAGUACUGCAGGAAGGGCUGACAUACAGGAAGAUUGAGGCCAAAACAGAUGAGGUGCUCAGCCCAUUCACAGUGGACCAUGCCAUCUAUGCCAGAAAUGCCCUGGCCAAAGCCAUCUAUGGACGCACCUUUACCUGGCUGGUCAAUAAGAUCAAUGAUUCCAUGGAGAAUAAGGAACCGUCAAGGAAGACGGUUAUUGGUCUCCUUGACAUAUAUGGCUUUGAGGUUUUCUAUGUCAACAGUUUUGAGCAGUUCUGUAUAAACUACUGCAACGAGAAACUGCAGCAGCUUUUUAUCCAGCUGACCUUGAAGUCGGAGCAGGAGGAAUACGAGGCAGAGGGCAUUGGGUGGGAGCCUGUCCAGUUCUUCAACAAUAAGAUUAUCUGUGACUUAGUGGAGGAGAAACACCGGGGCAUCAUUUCAGUACUGGAUGAAGAAUGCCUGAGGCCUGGAGAGGCCACUGACUUCACAUUUCUGGAGAAGCUUGAGGAGAAAAUGGGCAGUCACCCUCAUUUCAUCACGCACAAGUUGUCUGACAAGAAGAUACGUAAGACGCUGGAUCGGGGCGACUUUCGCCUUCUGCAUUAUGCUGGGGAGGUCACCUAUUGCGUUGUGGGUAAGGUAUCCCAUGGUCUCAGGCUCAAUGGUGGCAUUACCCUGCUCCUCAAUGUCCCUACAUGUCCUACUAGUAGAUUUCACUGCCACUCUCACAUGUCCCUUCUCACUCACCACUCUUUCUCGCAUGUUGUUGUUUGUGUCAUCCCAGGGUUCAUCGACAAAAACAAUGACAUGUUAUACAGAAACAUCAAAGAUGUGAUGCGGCAGUCAAAAAAUGCCAUAGUCAGAGAGUGCUUUGCUUCCACAGAGUCAGAUAGCAGGCGGCGACCAGAGACGGUUGCUAGCCAGUUUAAGAGCAGUCUGCUGGGACUGACAGACAUCCUCAUGUCUAAGGAGCCCUGGUAUGUGCGCUGCCUCAAAUCCAACGAGUCCAAACAGCCAGGUCGUUUUGACGACGUGCUGGUUCGGCACCAAGUGAAGUACCUGGGGCUGAUGGAACACCUUAGGGUCAGAAGGGCAGGUUUUGCAUACCGACGCCGCUACGAGUUGUUUCUGCAGAGAUACAAGCCCCUAUGCCCAGCCACCUGGCCCCAUUGGAGAGGAGUGGCUGCAGAAGGAGUGGAAGUGCUGGUGCAGCACCUGGGAUACCUGCCAGAUGAGUACAAAAUGGGCAGAACCAAGAUAUUUAUCCGCCACCCCAGGACACUGUUUGCCACAGAAGAUGCCUUUGAGGUCUGCAAACAUAAACUUGCAUCAAGGAUUCAGGCCCAGUACAAGGGAUACCGGCAAAAAGGAGAAUUCAGAAGACAGAAAGAAGCUGCCACCAAGAUUGAGACUUGCUGGAGAGGAGUUCAAGCCAGGAAAGAGAAAGAGAGGAGACAAUGGGCUGUCAAGGUCAUCAAGAAGUUUAUUAAAGGAUACAUGACCAGAGGGGAGGCAAAGACUACUGAUAACUCUGAAUACCUGGCCUUUGUCAGACAGAACUACCUCAACAGGCUGAAAGACAAUCUCCCAAAAACAGUUCUGGAUAAAAUCAGCUGGCUAACCCCUCCACCUGUAUUGACUGAGGCCUCAGCGAUCCUGCGUCAGCUCCACAUGCGUGUCAUGGUGACGAGGUACGUCAGAGGGAUCACUGCACAACAGAAAGCACAGCUUCAACUCAAGGGGAUCACCAGUGUUAUCUUCAAGGACAAGAAGGACAGCUACCCUCAGAGUGUCUCCCAACCCUUUGUGGACACCAGGAUCAGUGAACAGGACAUCAAUAUGAAGGUCCUGCAGAUGAUUCGCCAUGAACGCAUCAAGUAUAGCGUACCAGUGGUGAAGUAUGACAGGAAUGGGUUUAAACCCCGACCUCGGCAGCUCAUCCUCACGCAGACGGCUGCCUAUGUGGUGGACGAGGCCAAGAUCAAACAGAAAGUGCAGUACACUACUCUGAAAGGUGUGUCUGUCAGUACCUUGAGUGACAGCAUCAUCAUUUUCCAUAUUGCAAGUGAAGACGUUAAACAGAAGGGGGACCUGGUCAUCCAGUGUGACCACCUGUUUGAAGUGUUGACCAAACUCAGUGUGGUUGCCAACAAGCAGAGCGCUAUCAACGUGGUCCAGGGCAGCAUCUCAUUUCAGAUACAGGCAGGGAAAGAGGGUAUUGUGGACUUCAGCAGUGGCCAGGAGUCCAUGGUGUACAAAGACAAGAAUGGACACCUCAUGGUGGUAUCCACUCGGACCAAGGCUCGCUGAACUGCUCAGUGCCCAGCAGACAGACACACUAAGGAGAGAACGAAUAAGGUCUCAGGAGACUGACCAAGCACAUUAGAACCUGUGGACAACAUCUGGAUUCUGCUCCUGUAUAGCCUGAUUCCAGAUCUGUUUGUGUUGUGCAUAUAUUUAACUCAAUAGCCAGUUGGCAAGACACCACAAACAGAUAUGGAAUCAGUUUUAUAGAGAUGAACCCUAAAACAGAACUACAGCAGUUGUUUU